AUGCGUCUUUUCAAGACCGUGGCGGCGUCGCCGCAGGCAGCUCUUCACCGGAUGUCUGGCACGGGCAAGCCGAACUUGCAAGAAUGGACGGAUGCAAUCCAGGAUUGGAACUGGGGACUCUCAAGGUCUCAGAUCUCUUCGAUGUUUCAUGGCAUCGACUCUGCGAUGGACGGACAGGUUGACAUCCAUGAGCUCCUCGCCUGUUUCAGGCGUGGAGAAUACGAAGGGCAGUUUUGGCAGUCUGCCGAAGCACCGUCCUCUGUUGCAAGCUUCCAGCCGGAAGCUGUUCCAGCGCAGGCAACCUCUAAGUACGAUUGCUAUGAUGGUCUGGACAUGUGGCGGUUUGAGUGGUCGAAGGAGAAGACGUUGUCCUGUAGCCUCAUUAGUGCCAGCGAGCUGCGAGGAAGCCUCGCCCCGGAUCUAACACCUGCACAGGUCGUCAAGCAAAUGGACACCAAUAUGGAUGGAGUAGUCAGCCACGACGAGUGGCUGGCGGCCGCAACCGGAUUCUCCGGUCAUGGUCCUUUCUUGAAGAGCUUGACCGAACCCCGAGCCGAAUUUGCCUUCAAGUCUAUCGAUGUGAGUCAGGACCGCCCGAAUCCGGAUGUUCCAACUUCCGAAAGGGUCGUAUGCUCAUGUCGGUAUUCUUUUUCUCCAUCGAGGCCCUCGUUUGCUUAA
Molecule: messenger RNA, 678 nt
Organism: Symbiodinium sp. CCMP2456
Lineage: Eukaryota; Dinophyceae; Suessiales; Symbiodiniaceae
Source: the annotation of a GenBank genome assembly